This is a messenger RNA of Desarmillaria tabescens, 918 nucleotides long. RefSeq lists its product as uncharacterized. The transcript has 6 exons. Bases 1 to 918 code for a protein of 305 amino acids. The record is from RefSeq and is a predicted model, not a curated record. Lineage: Eukaryota; Fungi; Basidiomycota; Agaricomycetes; Agaricales; Physalacriaceae.
AUGGCUCACACUAUACCAUUUUGUGUGGUUCUUGCGCCCCCAGGAGUUCCAGGGGCAGAGCCUGGCAUCUACAAUAACAAGCUUGUAUGGAUUGUCAAUGGAGUUAACGGACCAAAGUGGCUGGUCGCCGUCUAUUCAUUGCAUGGAACAGAAGACCUGGCAUCGUUUCGUUCCUCUCUGCGAGGUUGGGAAGACUGGCCUGGUAUUACUGCCCUCUUCAAUCAGAAUGGGACAACCUUUUGGUCUGUAAUCUUUGGAGCCAGAUCGGGAAUCUUUUAUCAAGAGGCACAUGCGACUGAGCAGAUGGAGCGCUCCCUACCUCAAUACAGGGCAGCGUUUGGGUUUGAUCGAUUUGAAAAUGCAUUAAUCUGCCAGAUGUCUCGAUCAAGCAAUAUUGUCGGUCUUCUUGACAGGUUACCUCGUCCUCACAUCGCCCCACCCUGUCCCCACCUCAAUCAGCCGUCGGUCCCCAGUCCUGAUGUUCCCUCGCCAGGAAUUUCGGGAGGAUCGUUGUCGCAGAAGCAGAAGCAGUCCAACGCCGACAUCUCGCACUCGAAGAUGCCCACCAGCCACGGAAGCCCGUCGAAAAGUUCUCACCUGACUUCCACCGUCCAUAUCACCAACAGCGGCAAUAACGAAGUAUUUUCUACUACAACUCAUAGGAAUGUCCACGACAUUGUUCAUCAAGGACCUAUUCGACAAGCAUCGCCGCAAAAAAUGUCCCGGGCAUCCCUACGUCUUCCAAGGCUUCUUCGACUGUACUUGGAUAUCUAUCAAUACCCCGAGGUCUUAAUUUCGCAAUACUUGGACAUGGCGGAGGAUCGUGAUGACUUUGUUGAGGCCAUGUCGUUUAAUGGUGUCCCAGAAGAGGCUGGUGGUUUUAUUUGGGACUUGUACUUGGGACUUCUGGGUUUCUAA